Didymella exigua CBS 183.55 is the source of this 2336-nucleotide messenger RNA. RefSeq lists its product as uncharacterized. The transcript is spliced from 3 exons. The coding region runs from base 192 to 2054 and encodes 620 amino acids. Lineage: Eukaryota; Fungi; Ascomycota; Dothideomycetes; Pleosporales; Didymellaceae. The record is from RefSeq and is a predicted model, not a curated record.
GUAGAAGCAGACAAACUUCAGCCUGCUGAAAAAAGCAAGGUCGACACCUGGCAUGGCGGUUGGCUGAGUGGCUUUUGACGGCACAUGUUGCAAAGCCAGCUCCCCAGAUAAGUACAGCGUAUGCUCAUGCUGGCGCUCCUUCCGAGCAACCGUUAAGACUACCACCCGACUUCAUUAGGACACACCACAGCAUGGGCAACUGCGGCAGUUCGCUCAACUGUGCUCAGUGCUUCUACCCAGAACCGCGACGCAAUUGUACGACGGAGAUAGAAGUCAACGCGGACAUUGCAGGUAUUGGUGUACUUACGUCGCUCUACUUCAGCGCCUGGAUUCUAUCAAUCGUCAUCGUCUGGGGCUAUUUCAGAAAAUCGCUCCCCUCGGAUCUGCUCACCUCCACCGAUCAUUAUAUUGUUCAGCUUUUGAAACGCCGUUUGAGUCCUUUCUCCGACGUAGACGUGAAGUCAGAACAAACUGCGGUGCAGAGAAAGACUAGCGGUGUUGUGACCGGCUUCACGAAAAUACUCGGCGAUCAGCAGCUAAUCUCGGGCAUUGCCAUACUCAGUGCGGGCCUCGCAAGUCGCUGCAACAUAUCUUUGUACGAAUUCAACAUCGUGACUUGCCUCGCAUAUUUUUGCCUGUGGACUCACCUUGUGUCGCUUCAAGUGCUCCGCGGGUAUCUCUACACACACACGUUUGUACGCGCAUGGCGGAUUGGUCUCACUAUUGGCCUCUUUCUCCUCUUUGGGUUCUCUUACACAAUCAACACAGCCACCUACGAUGUCGAUUUCGGAGAAAGCUCGCGCCUAAACAUAGGUAAUAUGUUUCAGUGCGUCUUUGAGGCGCCUGAGUACAUGAAGUCCGUGCGUUUCGACGCAUGGUAUUCUGUUACCCUUGUUGGUACUCUUGCCUAUCGUCAUGUUCUUGCAAUCGGGGACUUAUUCUUCCCUCCGGAAACGGAUACGAUAAACGUCCUCAUCAGCCGCAUCACGUCCAGGUUCUUGAGAAAAACUGGGUUAUCCCAGGCUGAACGACGCGAAAUAGUCGAAAACUCAUUUGCGAAAUACUACGACUGGCUUCGCCCACCCAAGGAAGGGGACAAUCGCACUCCGAUAUCAAAAUGGUAUUAUCUCCAAAUCUACUUCGAUUCGUACUUAUCGUCAAUCCCGGCCCUCUUCGCAGGCAUGUCGUACGGGACUGUUAGUACGAUCCAGGCUGUAUGGGGAGAUUUUGACACUACUGGGCUUGAAAAACUCGGCUUUGGACAAAUCGUGGCAUUGGGUCUUCUCUUGCUGACACUACUUGCCGCUGCUGAGAUUCGAAAUGAACAGUCCAUCAUCGCUUCUGUAACAAAUAACCCGGACCCAAUGGAACUCAGCGAAACACCCGUACAGGAUGAGAUUGAUAAUACGACUAGUGGAGAGACCUCAAUCGCACGGGAUGUGGCCAUUAACGCCAGUGAUCCCUGCAAGGAACGGUACUUGUGUUUCGGCGUGACCAAGCCGAAAAGCGAGCUGCAUAGGCUUACUGCAAUGGUUUCGACACCCGAUGACUUCGAUGACAGCCCGAUCAUAGCCCGCAGGCUUGCGAUGGUGUUGGGUCGCAUCUGGGUCGCCCACACGCUUCUUUACACGUACGUAGGACUCGGCUGGAAUUUUUCGAUGCUUGAGCUCAGUAUCGUCACACUCAUGGUAUUGUGGAAAAGCUUCCGAGUGCUUCUUGUCUUCAAGAGGAUCCACGACCAGACCUACUUCGUCAAAAUUGAGGCCGAGGUCAGAAUCAGAAAAAACAGCAGAUUAUCAUCUUCCUCACGGCAACCACUUGUCUGUGCUAGUUCGACUCAACCGAGAGCCUCGGUGGCUUCGACACAACCUAGCAUGGGGCAUUCAACAUCUGUGUCCGGUCCACCAUCGCCCUCUAUACACCCAUAUGGUGCGACAGGACGGAGCGGCUCGAGCUCCUCGUCACACCGACGAAAUGAGAAUGGUUCUGAUGCCGAGAGUCCUAUACAUGGGAGCCUCCAGUAUCGAGGUCUGUUCCCGUUUACACCAGCAUGAUGCCUCUAGUGGGUCUCGAACUCGAUACUAUGGAUGUAACGCAAAGACUGCUUCCGUGUCAGCGCCUUGGCCUGUUUUUCAGCUCAUCUCGCGGUCUAAUGUACAACAUCUCGAUGUGUAGGGAUCCGCACUUACAUAGACUUAUGCCGACACUUGAUUGUGGCUAAAUGCGGACAUGAGAUGCCAAGCAAAUCGAUAUCUCUAUGCACAUGAUCCGCGGAGCAGGCUGCCAUCUCUCAUAAGGAAAUAAGCUUCAGCUUAGUUAGAAAUUUGCCUUUCAAU